AAAGCAAAGAAGCUCCCGAACAAAGACGUUGACGUCGCAUCAGAUUUCAAAGAAUCAACCGGUCUCAUCGGAGAGAGAACGAGCGCCACCGUCCCCCGCUAAAACUCCAUCCUCCUCCUCCUCCUCCUCCUUCUCCUCCUCUAUCUGUUGUGAACUUAGAUCGCGGCGUCUUACAUAUCACCGGUUCAAACUGUUCCACCGAGCUUCUUUCCUUGCCGACUGGGGGGCUCGAGUUCCGAGGUAGAACCGGAUAGCAGAUUCAGAUCAGAGGAGGACGGAGAGAUUGAACAAACGACGCCGUUUUGGAGUAAACACCGGUAACUCGGAUGCAAAAGAUAAACUCGCCGGGAUUUUGGCGGUAAAAUGAUGCAAUAUAUUGUUGUUACGAAGGAAUGGACCUGAUAUAUAAAUCUCUGGCAACUGCAACAACACUGUCAUUAACUGAUGAUCUUUCUUGCAUUUUUGGGAAAGCAAGAGUGUGACUUGGAGCAUUUGAUCAGUUGGGUAAUGGCUUUCCAUUUUGAGAAUUUGUAAAUUAUGGUUUUUGAUUUUAUUAGUGGUGGGGUAAAGAACAAAAGUGGACAGUGAAAAAUGGGGGCAAUUGGUGGGGAAGAGCUCAAGAAGUUGGAGAAGCUGCAAAUGGCAAGUGCUCGUGAGGAGAGGAUUCUUGUUUUGGUGAGGUUGAGGCCUUUGAGUGAGAAGGAAAUUGCUACAAAUGAAGUGGUGGAUUGGGAGUGCAUCAAUGAUAACAACAUCCUAUACCGUAAUACCCUCCGGGAAGGAUCAACAUUUCCUUCUGCCUAUACAUUUGAUAGAGUAUUUCGAGGUGACUGCUCAACAAAGCAAGUUUAUGAGGAAGGAGCAAAGGAGAUUGCUCUUUCUGUUGUCAGCGGUAUUAAUUCAAGUAUCUUUGCAUAUGGACAAACAAGCAGUGGGAAGACAUACACUAUGACUGGAAUUACAGAGUAUGCUGUGGCAGAUAUAUUUGACUACAUACAUAAACAUGAAGAGAGAGCAUUUGCUGUGAAAUUCUCAGCAAUUGAGAUCUACAAUGAAGCUAUUAGAGACCUUCUGAGCACAGAUAAUACACCACUUAGGCUGCGUGAUGACCCUGAGAGAGGAACUAUUGUGGAAAAAGUCACAGAGGAAACCCUGAGGGACUGGAAGCAUUUACAGGAGCUUCUUUCUAUCUGUGAAGCUCAAAGAAGGAUAGGGGAAACCUACCUAAAUGAGAAAAGCUCCCGGUCUCAUCAAAUAAUUAGAUUGACAAUUGAGAGUUCUGCUCGUGAGUUUCUAGGCAAAGGGAAUUCAACAACUCUUGCUGCCAGUGUGAAUUUUGUUGAUUUGGCUGGAAGUGAGCGUGCUUCUCAGUCAUUAUCUUCUGGUGCAAGGCUGAAAGAGGGUUGCCACAUAAAUAGAAGUUUACUGACUCUGUCGACUGUUGUUCGUAAACUAAGCAAAGGAAGGAAUGGACACAUCAAUUACAGAGACUCUAAGCUGACUCGCAUCCUGCAACCUUGCUUAGGUGGCAAUGCUAGAACUGCCAUUAUUUGUACUCUGAGUCCUGCUCGAGGUCACGUUGAACAAACUAGAAACACUCUUUUAUUUGCUUGUUGUGCAAAAGAAGUUACUACAAAAGCGCAGGUCAAUGUGGUCAUGUCUGAUAAAGCCUUAGUUAAGCAUCUACAGAAAGAGUUAGCCAGAUUGGAAAGUGAAUUGAGAAGUCCUGCUCCUGUUUCCUCGAAUUGUGAUUAUGCAGCACUACUAAGAAAGAAAGAUGUGCAGAUUCAAAAGAUGGAGAAGGAAAUUCAAGAAUUGACUCAGCAGCAUGAUCUUGCUCAAGCCCGGGUUAAGGAUUUGCUAAGAAUGAUCGGACAGGAUCAAGAUUCAGAGCAAUUGGGUAGGACCAGUCCUCUUCCUAAUCAGCAAGUUGGAGAUUCGUGGGAAGAUGAAUAUUCAGCAUUUGAGGAUCUGGAUGUUGGUUUUACAAAGUUAAAUACAACCCAUGGUUAUGGCUCAGAGAGUGAUGAGCAUCAGAAGAGCCUUGAAGACCAUUCUCUGUCUGAUGAUGAUCCUGAUGAUGACUGCAAGGAUGUUCAGUGUAUUGAAAUGGAAAACUCUGAACAUGAAGGAAUUCCAGCAUUGGCACCCGAGAAUGGAGAAGUGAAUCUUGUUCAAAAUGGUUCUACUUAUGAUGUGUUAGAACAAAGGCUGCAUGAUGUACAGAGGACCGUUGAUUCUCUUGUUAGGCCUUACCCGAAUGGCUCAUCCAUGGUGGCAGCAGACUUGUCAAGUUCUAGAAGCCUGAGGUUAACUAGGAGCUGGAGCUGUAGGGCAGAUGUCAUGGCUGGUGAAAAUGCUAGCACCCCACCCAGGUCGGAGAGAAUUUUUCCCGGAAGACCUGAAGGCCAUGGAAGGAAAUUUCCUUCAUUAAAUUAUAGCACCAUUAAUGGAAUGUUGUCAAGGAAUAACUCUCAGUCUUCUCUUGGGAGUGCUUCCCUAGAUGACGUAGAUAGAAUCAAGAAUUCAGCAGAUGAAGAUAUAACCAGUAUUCAAACUUUUGUUGCAGGACUGAAGAAGCAACUUGUUGAUGUUCAGGGCACAGGGCUAGAUUCCCAUGAUUUAGGGAAGAAUGUGAAAGAUGUAGGAUUGGACCCCAUGCAUGAGUCACCAGGCACACUUUCAGAUUGGCCUCUGGAGUUCGAGAUGCAGCGGAGAACUAUACUUGAACUUUGGCAAGCUUGCCAUGUUUCACUGGUUCAUAGAACUUAUUUCUUCCUGCUCUUUAAAGGUGAUCCCACGGAUUCCAUUUAUAUGGGGGUAGAGCUCAGGAGACUUUCCUUCCUCAAGGAAACAUUUUCUCAGGGUAAUAAGGCUGUACAUGAUGGUCAGACCCUCACACUUGCUUCAAGUGUGAGGGCUCUUCGCCAUGAGAGAGAGACAUUGAGCAAGCUGGUGCGGAGAAGAUUUUCAGAAGAAGAGAGACUGCAACUGUACCAGAAGUGGGAUAUUGGGUUGAACUCAAAGCAAAGAAGGCUACAGUUAGUCAAUCAGUUAUGGACAGAUAUAAAGGACAUGGACCACAUCAAACAGAGUGCCACCAUUGUUGCAAAGCUGAUUAGGUUUGUAGAGCAGGGACAAGCCAUCAAGGAAAUGUUUGGCUUAAGCUUUACUCCCCCACGUCCAAGAAGAAGAUCCUUUGGCUGGAAAAACAGCAUGGCAUCCCUUUUGUGAACUUGGUAAUGCUCACAUACAUAGAUGGUUUCUUAGGCCACUCAGCAUUCGUUUUUGUGAUGGCAAUUAUAACAGAUUGCGAUGAUCGUAGUGUAGGGUAAAAUGUAUCUUCACCUGAUCAGAGCAGAAGCUGAGUCAGGCUUGGUGAAAUUGCUUCCCCGUUUCUCGUUUUGGGUGUUUAUCUGAUUCAAUGGGCUCUGGUGUUGCUCAUUUGAUAUCUGUUUUAAUAUUUACUAUGUAGAUGACAUUGAACGGUGUGUGGUGCGGAUUUGGAAAUAGGGCUUUUCAGAUUUUGUGUUAUGGAAUCCAUUUAUGAUUGUUAUCCCAUUCUAUGCAGUUCAAUGAGUUUAGUAAAAAACAAUAAAAUAU
Rubroshorea leprosula is the source of this 3603-nucleotide messenger RNA. NCBI's taxonomy places the organism in Eukaryota, Viridiplantae, Streptophyta, Magnoliopsida, Malvales, Dipterocarpaceae. The record is from the annotation of a GenBank genome assembly.